Messenger RNA from Talaromyces atroroseus, 1185 nucleotides. RefSeq lists its product as hypothetical. NCBI's taxonomy places the organism in Eukaryota, Fungi, Ascomycota, Eurotiomycetes, Eurotiales, Trichocomaceae. The record is from RefSeq and is a predicted model, not a curated record. The transcript has 3 exons. Gene Ontology annotation, molecular function: protein binding. Bases 1 to 1185 code for a protein of 394 amino acids.
AUGACAUCUGAGGAUGCACAAGCGGGUGUUGAUGCUUCUGCAGAGUUGAACCUCUCGUGUGUAGCAACUUACAAUGCCCCAAAUAUAUCGACAUCCACACAAAGUGAUGUAUCGACUCAGUUACAGACAAUAGACUCCAACUUUUUUAAGAGUGCGGAAUGGCCGCCAGAUCUACUCGAGGAGAGAGAAAAGCCUCUCGACAUAGACGCUUAUUCAACAAUACCAUCCACAGAGCCGGUAAAUGCAACCGCAAUAUAUCCUUUCUUUUCUCUUCAGGAUCCCUCUACAGCACUCAUACUAGCUUCGGUUCGAGACCACCCAAUCAGGCUAUCAUCGGCGUUGUCCCCACAGACGCUGGGCACUUACUCUUUGGUAAAUCCAUCGACCGAAGCUUUUAUUUCACCGCAUUCAAUCUUGUAUCCGUCCCAUCUCGGGGGCUCUCGUUUUAUUACAGGGUCCGAUUGCUUAGUAUGCAUUUUUGAUGUUUCGCGCACAGGGAAUGAAGGGCCAAUCUCUCGGUUACCGACGAUCCCAAGUAAACGAAAGCAGAUCGUUGGUGGUGGUGUCGGUAUGAAAGGAAUUGUCUCUGCGCUUGCUAUGAAUCCUGCCCAGGACGGGAUACUAGCUGCUGGUACAUUUACCAGACACAUUGCUUUGUAUGGCGCCAGAGGGAGUGGUGAGCUCAUCGGAACAUUUAGCGUUGCAAAAUCCGAGGCCGACAAGCACAUAGGAGGUACGGGGAUUACGCAGCUGCUGUGGAGUCCGUGCGGAAAAUACUUGUAUGUGGUUGAACGUAAAAGUAAAGGCAUCCUGGUAUACGAUAUCCGAGUCACGGGUCAACUUCUAGGAUGGCUUGAGGGGAGGGAAGCUAUCAGCAACCAGCGAAUGAAAGCAGAUGUUAUUUCUACUGGUGAAGAUGGCUCGCAUGAGGUAUGGGCUGGAGGAACAGAUGGCGGUGUACGCAUGUGGAGGAAUCCCCAUGUCAGUGUUGGUAGCAGCGAACCGGAUUUUACUUUCAAAUUGCAUGAUGAGCCGAUUACAAGCUCGGUAUUUCAUCCAGGCGGCAGUGUUUUAGCAACAUGCUCAGGGCAAAAACAAUUUCCUGCUUAUGAUGUCGGUGAUGGCGAUGUUCAAAAAUCAGUCUACUUGAAAGGCGAUAACUCUUUGAAGAUAUGGACACUUUGA